Molecule: messenger RNA, 4134 nt
Organism: Brassica rapa (field mustard)
Lineage: Eukaryota; Viridiplantae; Streptophyta; Magnoliopsida; Brassicales; Brassicaceae
Product: mitogen-activated protein kinase kinase kinase 3
Biological process (GO): signal transduction; protein phosphorylation
Molecular function (GO): ATP binding; protein kinase activity
Source: RefSeq, a predicted model, not a curated record
ACGUAGUGUUAUAUUCUGCCUGUGGAUUCUUAACGUUAUCUUAUUUAGCUAUAUGCAUUUUCUUCUAGAAGGUAUACUCAAUAUUUCCUUUUUUAUCGAGAUACAUAUUUCCUUUUUUUUUUUUUUUUUUAUUCGAGCUCAAUAUUUCCUUUCUUUUCUCAACAAAUCAUAUUAGGAUUUCAUUUUCCUUUCUUACCAGUCUCAGGGUUUAUAAAUACUACAUUGCACUACUAAGAUCACAGCAAGGUCAAUAGCGAGACAAUGCGAUCUAACAGAAAGAAACCAAAGAAUGAUCAGACCAAACCAGAGAUGAAGUUCAUCAAGUCUCUCGGAAAGGGUACGUACGGCUCCGUAGAUCUCUUCAGUUACACCAAAGGCGACGGCUCAACGUUCUACAACGCCGUGAAGAUCUCUGAUUCCAAAUACUACAACUCUAUCAACAGAGAGUUCAAGGUCCUUUCGAAACUCAGAGGAUGUCAAGGAAUCGUGCAAUCUUUUGGUAACUCACUGCUUCAAGAAACCGAUUCUGAUGGAAAGAAAGUCUACAAGAUGGCUAUAGAGUACGCAGCUGGUGGUAACCUAACCGACUUCAUCCGAAUAAACCGAAAGUUAUCGGACACGUUCGUUAAAGACUUCACUCGGAUGCUUCUCCAAGGGUUAGCGUCGGUACAUGACCACGGUUACGUCCACUGCGAUCUUAAACCGGAGAAUCUCCUUCUCUUCCCGCGUCACGAUCAAGAAACGCGGUUUUGCUCGUACGAGUUAAAGAUUUCGGAUUUUGGAUUGACGAUAAAGGCAGGAGAGGAGUCCGUUUGUUGGGAAACCAAAUCUCCGUUUGUCGGAACGCCGUUAUACAUGUCUCCGGAGUCGGUACAUGACGGUACCGCCGUGGAGAAAACCCUAGACUUGUGGUCGUUAGGUUGCGUGGUGUUGGAGAUGUGUGUAGGUAAGCAUCCGUGGUCAGGGUUUAGUGUUGAUGAUAUAAAGUCUCGUUUGUUGUGUGGGAAGGCGCCGGAGAUUCCAGAGACUGUGCCGUGUGACGCAAGAAAGUUUGUGGAGAAGUGUUUCGCAAGAAAGGCUGAAGAGAGGGGAAGUGCUUCUGAGCUGUUGUUGCAUCCGUUUUUGGUCGGAGAGAGGAAGGUGGAUGGUGCCGGCGGCGGCGGCGGCGGCGGAGGAGAGAGGAGGCGGGUGGGGUUGAGGAUCAGAAAACCACCGGAGAGGUUUGACGAUAUUGCAAAGAAGCCAUUAAAAUUGAAGGUUAUCUCAUCUAAGUCCUCGCAGUUUAAGAGAGUUUCGAAUAAACCCCAAAAGGUUAAGAUUGGUCGUUCUAGACACCCAAAAUCUAAUUUUGCUCCCGUGCAGUAGUUUCCUGAAAUUAAAAGUACCGCUGUUACUCUGUCAAAAAUGUUAAUUUUGGCAAUUAUCAAAUUGUAUGUUAUAUGAAAAUCGAUAAUGCAUAUAUUUCCAGUUUUUCGAAAAUUUAUGUCUAGUUAAUGUUAAUGCUCAAUAUAUUUCCUCAAAUGUUUGGGCCGAAACAUAAGGCCUGUUGAAGAAUUGGCCCAUCGAGAAGCUUAGUGGUAGAAUCACCAACAUGAAAUUAAGGAAGAACUUCUUUUGGUUAAUAAUAGGUUUAAGUAGCUAGCCAAUGUAUAUUUUUAGCAACGAAAAAUGAGAUAUAUUUAUGUAUACAUGACUCAUUUUGACGCACGAGGGUUCUAAUAUUAAAAAUCAAAUCAUUGUAAGAGUUUAUGUUUCCUUCUUGAAAUUUGUUUGUUUUAGACAAGAAAAUUGACAAGAGCGUCGGAGACAUAUCACAUAAUGUAGAGAAAGUUCCCCACAUACAUUGUUAAACCAUUAUCUGAAAAGAUGCUUUCACUAUAUUUUAUAUGUAGUUAUGUAUAUAUAGGAAUAUUCAUAAAUGGUGGUCCAAAUAAAAGAAACAAGACCCAUAUGAGUUUCAGACAAUAAUGAUAAUCACAAACCUACCAAAAGCUUUAGAUCUCCCAAAAGCUAUAAUAAUCCACAUUUCACAUUUGUAUGUAUGUUCAUAUUGACAUUUCACUUACAUAGACAGAGCUGAGAGACCCAUUCUCUCAAAUGUUGUUGUCACUGCCGAUACAGAAAUCUUACUCAUUCAAUCAUGUUUUUUUAACCUAACGCUUAUUUUUAACUCUCUUCUUUAUACUAAAUAUUUAUUCACAUUAUUUUUUAUCCGACUCUCUUACACGUUCUGAAACUAACGACUAUAUAAAUUUCAAACAAUAAGACAUGCAAUUUUAAACGUUAUCAUAUAUAGGAGUUCUAAGGACACGAGUGAGAGUAAAGCUAGGCUGAUACGUUUUUCUAUGCCGAAUUUAGAAAAAUUAUGUUGAUUAUUGCUGAUUUGUAGAACAUUGGUGUUUAGUUUUAAACUCACUAAGAUUGUUCAUAUAUAUGGUUUUGCGUUAAAUUUUCUAAUCUUAUGGAAAGGUAUGAUAGUUUAGUAAAAACAGUCCUCUUUAAGUUGUAAAUGCCUUCACUUUCAACUUUUCAGUUCAAAAAAAAAAGUUGUAAAUGUGUAAUGAACAUUAUACCAUGGGUAUUAAUUGAUCGUGGCAUUAUUGUAUUAAAAAAAACUAAUAAUGAGCUUGGUGAAUUCGAUGAAGUGGUGACUUAUAGAAUAGAUGGUUUAACACUGAAAGAGACCGGUGAGGUCUUCAUGUUGUUUUUAACUCCACUUGCAUUUGUUCUAUAGCUUUUAAUUUUGGGCUUCCUAUAUAUCAUUCUUAUUUUCUGUAUUCUUCUUGUGCACAAAAAAAAACUGUAUUCUUCUACUUAAAAUAAAAUAUCUUUCACCAUGUAUUUUCUAUAUUACUUUGAAGUUCGGUCCUUAUAUAUAGCUAAACAUUGUGAUGUCACAUACAAAGGGAAAGGACAAGAUAUGCUUGUCCCUCAAAAUCUAGACUCUUUUUCUCAUCUUCUAUAUUUAUGAUCUUUAUUUAUUACUGGCCACACAAUUCACCAAUUUUCUUCUGAGAAAACAAUAAUAAAUUAGAGGGAAUUUGCUACAUAUAUAUAUAUGUAAAUAAGAGGAUAUAAGAGUGGAAGAGUUGAAUCCAAGAAAUGGAUGUGAAGGCAAGAAAGUGAGAGAUAUGGUCCCCUCAACAAAGGCCAUUAAAUCUCUGAGCAUAUGACUGUGACUUUAAUGGCAAAGCAAAGAGGUUUGCAAUUGCAUGAUUCAACGAAGAGUUGCUGUUAGGGCUUGGGAGAUUUGUGGGCUUUUAAGUGCAUGUUUUUUGUGGGGUUCAAAUGCCAUUCAUGGGACCCGAUUACAUUUUCUUAGAUUACUAGUCUAUGGUUGUGUUUUUUUGAAAACCUUUUUUUUCUUGAAGAAUUUUCUAUUGCAUGAGCUUUAAAAUGAUUAUAUAUAGGCUAAUAUUGUGGAUACUGAUUAAGACUUGGGCUCAAACAAACUAUACAGAUCCAAAUAUUUUUCACAAUCUUCGACCGUCCUCGGUACACAUUAUUUUAAAAUACAUAUUCUAGGUUGUAAAGAGUGUUUUCCUUAUUAUAGAAUAAUAAAAUAGUUCUAGAAAAUACGUUAAACAUUUUUUUAUAAAUUAAUAUUGUUUAAUGUAAGCUUAAAGCGCUUGAAUCACUUAUGAUGAUUUACCAGGGAUAUAAUUCGUCGAUAUAGUUUUGAAAAUUUAAAUUGGAUGUUAGGUUUAUUUGUGGAAAAUAAAGACAUGUGGACUCCUCAUGCGAAGUCCAAAAUCUGCAAAAUUAUGUAUGUAAAAUAAUGUACUUUGGGACCAGUACUUGGCAUGGACAUUACCAUAGUUGAAUUAAUUUCCGUUCUUACAAUACGUUUUGAUUAGUCAUACAUCACAUACACAUUUUGUGAAUCGGUGAAUUUGUGCAAUGAAGUCACUCUAAAACAACCAGUGUAGGGUAAUCCUUCUGAAGCAAUUUUGAAGAUAGGAACAAUUUUUUCUUAGUUGAAAAAUCUAUAAAUGAUGCUUUUUUUCUUUUAUAAGAGAAUAGUUUCAUAUGUUGACCAAAAAGGAAUAGUUGAGCUAUCAACAAAUGGAUGAUCCAUAUUGGAGUGUAUAGAACAACGAGAAAUGAUACAUAUGCCAUUAAACAAUAUAAUUU